CACAAGCGGCCAUUAUUGGUGGAGUUGCUGGUGGAGGUGUGGCUCUUUUUUUGGUUCUUCUUUCAUUAUUUGCCUGGAUGCAGCGUGUUAGACGGUCAGAAAAGAUUGAAAGGGUUCCUAGAGGUGAGAUAACGGGAGAAUCCAAGUUGAAAGGUUCAAUCAAUUAUAGUUAUAAGGAGUUGAAGUCUGCUACCAAGAAUUUCAGUGAAAAGAAUAAAUUAGGAGAAGGAGGAUUUGGUACCGUAUACAAGGGAACUUUGAAAAAUGGAAAAACAAUUGCAGUCAAGAAACUUAUUAUGCGACAGUCCAACAGUAUGGAUGAAGAAUUUGAGAGUGAAGUGAGGCUAAUAACUAAUGUUCACCACCGAAAUCUUGUUCGACUUCUAGGAUGCUGCAGCAAAGGCAAUGAGAGAAUUCUCGUUUAUGAAUACAUGAAAAACAACAGUCUCAACAGAUACUUAUUUGGUAGCAACAAAGGUUCUCUCAGUUGGAAGCAACGAUAUGAUAUAAUCUUAGGCAUAGCAAGGGGUUUGACCUAUCUACAUGAGGAAUUCCAUAUUUGCAUUAUACAUAGAGAUAUAAAGACUAACAACAUUCUCCUUGAUGAUGAUUUUCAACCUAAAAUUGCUGAUUUUGGGUUGGCAAGACUUUUACCUCAGGAUCAAACUCAUCUUAGCACUAGAUUUGCCGGAACACUCAUGAUGAAUACUUCAAGGAAAAGUUCUUUUAUAUGUGGGAUACACAGCACCUGAAUAUACAAUUCAUGGCCAGUUAUCAGAGAAAGCUGAUACUUACAGUUAUGGUAUUAUAGUCUUAGAAAUCAUUAGUGGCCAGAAGA
Messenger RNA from Neltuma alba, 838 nucleotides. RefSeq names its product cysteine-rich receptor-like protein kinase 3. Lineage: Eukaryota; Viridiplantae; Streptophyta; Magnoliopsida; Fabales; Fabaceae. The record is from RefSeq and is a predicted model, not a curated record. The coding region runs from base 78 to 752 and encodes 224 amino acids. Gene Ontology annotation, biological process: protein phosphorylation. The transcript has 6 exons. Gene Ontology annotation, molecular function: ATP binding; protein kinase activity.